GCACUGCUCCACAAGGCAAAUCCCGCCCGCGUUCACGUGUCAUAGUCACCGAUAGUCCUCACCACUUCGCAUCCACUGUGACCACCAUGCAAUUCGCAGCGUUGGCUCUCGCUCUGUUUUGGGCGACGUCCGUAUCUGCAAGUCCAGCUCGGAUCCCGCAGCCUGUCGCGGCCCAGGAGGUGGUGAGCACACCAUACACUGCAGGCGAUGCUUUCCAUGACUGCCAAGGGAAAGGUCUCGGUGACUUCGUCUGCUGGGCAAACGAAGACGCCCGAUCGUACGGGAAAAUGAGCGCUUCUGAGCUCAAAAAGCUCAGCGAAGUUCCGAUGAGAGAGAUCAUCAAGGGCCCGGCAUUCUGCUGUAAACAUGACCCAUUUUUCAAUCUGGGCUUCGACUACGACUUCCUCGGCCUGAUUGACAUCGAGCAGAGAGUAGCUCUUGGAAAGAAAUGCACCCCGAUCUGGUGGUGGGGCUGAAUGACCAGUGGAUAGUCCUAUUCACGUAUUGUCCAGUGAAAGCCACACGAAGGAGCUAGAAGACUCGUUAAAUAUGGGAUGAAGUAGAAGCUUGAGCAACGUGAGGGAUUCAGGAAGCAAGCGACGCGUGAGAGAGUCACCAUUCCAGCGACGAGGCAAAGAUUUUUAAAACAAAUCUCCUUGUGUAUUGCAUGAUGAGCUAGAACGUCAAGGCUCAUAGGAUCGAAAGAGCAAACAGCUUGCGGGAGAGAUCCUGAAAGCGCUUGCUAUCGUCAUAUAUCGCCCGGCCGUCACAAUAUCUGACGGCGCGGCUAAGUCUAGGAGUAGAACGAGAGGGGAAGAAGAAUCUGUGACUGCGG
Messenger RNA from Verruconis gallopava, 835 nucleotides. RefSeq lists its product as uncharacterized. The record is from RefSeq and is a predicted model, not a curated record. The transcript has 2 exons. Bases 87 to 476 code for a protein of 129 amino acids. NCBI's taxonomy places the organism in Eukaryota, Fungi, Ascomycota, Dothideomycetes, Venturiales, Sympoventuriaceae.